This is a messenger RNA of Dicrocoelium dendriticum, 3660 nucleotides long. NCBI's taxonomy places the organism in Eukaryota, Metazoa, Platyhelminthes, Trematoda, Plagiorchiida, Dicrocoeliidae. The record is from the annotation of a GenBank genome assembly.
AUGACUUCAGGUUUUAGCCCCAAUGUGAGGACGGUGAAUACCACGAAGCCAGCAUUGCUUCUCACAGAUUUGCGUCCAGCCUCUACGUAUAACAUUGAAAUAUUCACCCGGCUUUCCUCUGAUGGCAAACGUUCUGCUGAAGCGGCCUCGCUACAUAUACGCACAAAGUCUCCUGUCAAGCGACCGAAAGCAGUCACUGGGCUUACUGCAGAAUCGGGAGAAUUUCGUUCCCUGAAGAUUUCCUGGCAUCUCAAACAAGCGGCAACUGACCCAUUGGAAGACAAGAUUUCCCAUUUCCUCAUCACUUUAUUCAGACUAAACCCGUUCAAUGAGUCAGCAGAUGCUGCACAAUCCACAGAAAUCGUUCAACCUCAGCAGAUUACUGUUCCAGUUUCGACUACCACACCGGUUUCCGGUUUCUUUGAGCACACCGCGAGGAAUCUACUUCCGGACUCUUUUUACCAAAUUUCAGUUCAGGCUGUGACGGUGAACAAUGUGACGGGGUACCCUUCGGUGAUUAGCUCAUCACCCAGAGUCGCUUCCAAGCCACCGACUGCCUCACCUAAACAACUUCACGUUUACUCUAUCGGCGCCCACGUGGCAACCGUUUCUUGGAAGCCACCUGCGUUGGAGAUGAGGAAUGGCGAGAUAAUUUUGUACCGACUCAGCAUCUCGUGCGAUGACUGGUUGCAACCCAGGCAAAUCGUCGUUCUGGACCAGCUUACUCAGCUCAUCCAAGGCUUUACACCGUCCACCAGCUAUCAGCUCACCGUCUCCGCCGCGACACGCGGAGGCAAUGGCCCUGAAUCCUCACCAGUGACGUUCAAUACAACGGACAUGGAGAAUGACGCUGAUGAAGAGGCUAAAAAGCAUGGUGAUCGAGCUUAUCAUCUCUCCGGAGGACACAGACAGAACGCCCCUGUCAAUCUACCAGUCAAACUUCCAUCUACCACUACUUUCCAACGAUAUGCUGGAUCGAUCGAAAAUCUCAGAUGUGUUUCCGAUGAAAACAGUCUCCUGUUAAUGUGGUCUCCGGCUAUUCAACCCACAUCCGCGACUUCGCACGAUUUCAAAAGUGAUGAGAGAUUGGAGGUUGAUCAUUAUCUGGUCAAAUGGGGUAAACUCUACCCCGGUCCAAAUGUCAUCAAAUUGGCCCCCAAUCAAACACGCUUUAUGAUUGAAGACCUAGAUACGGAUACCCCAUAUCUAAUCGAUGUGACAGCUGUAUACAAGGACGAUCAUGUCGCAUCGGCGAUGGUUACUUGCCGCACCAAACAUGCACAAAUGCAAAAACAGCUCCUCAUCCCCCUAAACUUGCACUUGGUAUCUUCGGGACCGGACUGGGCAGUGUUAGAGUGGGACGAACCCCAUUGUCCCGAAACCCACGAGCGUCCUCCUUUAGAGACUGUGUGCCCGCGUACCGGGCUAAUGCAAACAUAUCAAGUUGCAUACAGGCGCACAGAGUCCGAUGAUGGGCACCUUACCGAGCGUCCGUAUGAAGAAGAUGAGGGUGUCGAGGCGCAGGUUGAUGAUUUCUGGAAUAAUGCUGCAGUUGAUGUCUCCGGUAUACUUGCGCCAUCUCUCGGACCUGGGGACCCUGCUGAUCUACACGUCAUUAACGUAUCACAUGCAUGGGUCCGAUUGGAAAAUUUGACCCCUGAUCAAAGUUAUUCCGCUGUUGUACGGGCCAUAAGUGUCGAGAACGCAUCCAACAUUGAGAAAACCUAUGGAAACCUUCUAUUCAGCGAGUGGAGCUUGGCAGAGCGUUUCGAUACAACAAAACUCAAACCAGAAGAUGCGCCGGGUGAUAUCAGGUUGACCGGAAUCACCCUCGGGAAUGGCUCGUCAGGACUCCAAGCCUCUUGGCAGCCUCCGGAGCGUCCAAAUGGCAUGUUGAUUGGCUACCUUCUCUACUUCACCCACAAUGUCCAGUUUCACUUAUCCGAAUGGCAUAAACUGAAGUUGCCAGCAAGCAGUGUGAAUGCCGUCUUAUCAGAUUUGCUUCAAGAAACCUUCUAUUUUAUACGGAUUCGGGCGAGGAACAUCAAUGGAAACGGUCCUCUUUCCUCGAUCUACGUCUUUCGCACUGCAUCCGCUGGUGGUGAACUGGGCAAGGAAGUCCUACUUGACAAGGCCUACUAUGAUCCAAAGUCUGUACUUUUGCAAUUGGCGCCAACAGCAGGAAGCCACUCAACACAAUUUUCCGGGCAGAAAGCAGGAACUGCCGUUGAAGGCAACUCAGAAUUUCGAUUAUCAAGCAACUCUUGGGUUUUCAUCACAAUAUUCUCCUUUCUCUCUUUGCUCAUAGGCGUGAUUAUAAUAAGUACUUUAUUUCUUCGCUGGCGUCGACAGAAAACAACAACUACAGCUGGAUAUCAGCCGGGAUUAGUAAAUGGUCUGAAGGUGAAAGCAGUGGAGCAGCCGGCCUUCGGUGGUACUGCCAAGAGCAAGAACAAAGAACGAAUUCCAGUUUUGAACACGCAGCAUCAUGCAUCAGGCAACCGCAUGAUCACAGGUUCCACUGCCGAUCGAAGAAAGGAUCCUAUUCCGUAUACGGUGGCAACCGACUCUAGAACCCAUUCAAGUAAUUCAGCAUCUGCAGCCACCGGGGCAGCGUCACUGGACCAACCCUACAGAAAAUCUCAGUAUCUUUUCGAAGACACGGCAUUGGUAUCUGUAGACUCAAUGAACCGCCUCCCCAGCCAGACAGCCAUUCAAACGGCGAGUGGGAGUAGCAACUCUUGCACAGGAAGCUUGGAUACACCAACACGUGUGGUGACCAAUCCGACUUACCAACUGCACGCUAAUCCCUUCCGAUUCUCAGCAAGUGCUCAUCCUGAGUCCAUUAUGGCCAAUUCGUACGCAUCGGCUACUCUUGGAUCUGCGCCACGGAAUAAAACUGUCACUAUCCCGACGAUGUCCGGUCCACCAAUGCCGCUACCAUUCCUAAACAAUACUGGAGUCUCAUCCAUAAUGGCUCAAUGUUACCGGUCAGGGGAAUUUCCGGGUGAAUCGAGUGUGUUAAACAUGACAGGUCCAGAACAUACAGGGGGUGGACAGAUGAUGCCAACGCAUAUUGCCUACAACUGCCAAGUGCAGCCGGUUGGAAUGUUUUACUCUGCCGACCCAACUCAGCACCUCACAUACACCCCUGUCGAUCAACAAUUCCACGGUGCUCCCCAAGCAACAGUGAGUACCCCUCGAGUGAACGCCGCCGAAUUGUUAUCCUACACAAGCUUGGACGACGUACGUCCUGUGAUGUCAUCGUCCGUUCAUGCUAAUGAACAACUUGCAACCGUCCAACCUCAAGCGGCACGUGAUGCUCAUGCGGCCGCGAGACAAGAGCUGCAGGAACAAUGUGGCUCCAAAUCAACAGUACGUCUGGUGGACUUGAAACAGCAGCGAUCUCCGAGGCAUCAUCCACAAGUCAACCCGAGUUCUCAUCCAUCCGAGAGGAUGCUCCAAGGGCCAGAAAACGAACAUCAAAUGGGCUACUCAAAAGGGCAUAAUGUUAGAGUGAUGCAUUCAAACCAUGAAAACGGUUGUGCAGAACGCUCAAAUAAGGUGUUUAGCUCCGAGGAACUCUCGAAAGAAAUGGAAAACUUGGAGGGGUUAAUGAAGGACCUGAGUGCAAUAACGCGAGGAGAAUUCGGUUGCUAA